AUGAACACUGAAUGCAGCAGUUACUACAACCCUGACGGAGUGUUUGUGGAGGCUUUCUCCUGCCCCAAGCCGGGUAAUGCUCCUUUUGCAGCGUACUGCUGUGGCUUUAAUGAUGUGAAGUAUUGCUGUGACGAUCCCAACAGUUUUUUCCCCUAUGAGUAUGGGUACAUGUGGUGGCUGAGUAUCGGUGCUCUGGUGGGUCUGUCAUUUGCGGCAGUGGUCCUCCUCGCCUUCCUCAUCACUGUAUGUGUGCUCUGCUACCUCUUCAUUGCCAUCAAACCCAGUCGCCUUGACAACGGCCUACCCCUCAGAGCUCCAGCAGGAGAUCCCAGUGAGGGACCCAGUAACCUGAGAGUGACCAGUGGCUUUGGUCCACAAGGAUUCAGAAAACACUUGAUGAGCAGGAGAGUAGACUCUGACAAUGAACCGACAGACCCCGAGCGCUUGUUCCAGAAGUGUUUUACAGCUACAGUUACUGGUGUGAAAGUGGAAAGUCCCUCAUAG
Messenger RNA from Nematolebias whitei (Rio pearlfish), 504 nucleotides. RefSeq names its product protein shisa-like-2A. The coding region runs from base 1 to 504 and encodes 167 amino acids. Lineage: Eukaryota; Metazoa; Chordata; Actinopteri; Cyprinodontiformes; Rivulidae. The record is from RefSeq and is a predicted model, not a curated record. The transcript has 3 exons.